AGAAGGAAGUCCACAGGGACGGACAUACACACUCACUAGGUGUUAGUAGGCAAAGGAACCUGUGAGCAGAGGGAGCGAUCCACAACCUGAAGACAUGGCCGCCGUCUCUGUCCCAACCAGUGACGCCACGCUGGAGAAGAAUCUAACCUGCUCCAUCUGCAUGGACAUAUUUACCGACCCGGUCACGACGCCUUGUGGUCACUCUUUCUGCAGGAAGUGCCUAGAGCUCAGCAUCUCCCCAUAUCAGGUGAACGACAUGUGUCCGCUUUGCAAGAAACAUCUCAGCAAACCUCCGGACGUUAACAUUGUGCUAAGAGACAUCGCCUCACAGAUGAAAAACACGAUUAGCAACAGGAGUUCUGGGACGCCGGGGGAGGUUACCUGCGACGUCUGCAGGGAGCCGAAGCAGAAGGCGGCCAAGUCCUGCCUUGUGUGUCUCGCCUCGUAUUGCCCAGACCACUUGGAGAACCAUUCGACUCCAAGGCUGAGAGGCCACAAGCUGGUGGAACCAGUGGAGAACUUGGAUGAAAGGGCCUGCCUAGUCCACGGACGCCCGCUUGAGCUGUACAGCAGGAAUCAGCAGAAGAGCAUCUGUGUUCGAUGUAUGGAAGGAGGUCAGGAUGAAGUUGUCUCCACAGAAGAGGAAUGGCUCAAGAAGAAGACUGAACUUGAGAACAACAAGAAAGACUUAGAAGACAGAAUUGAAAUAAGAAAGAUGAAGAUGGAUGAGAUAAAAGAAGCUCUAAAGGAUUGCAAGGACCUGAUUGAAAACGAGUGGUGGGAUAUCGAAGCGGUUUUCACAGCGCUGAUUGCCAUUGUAGAGACAGCCCAGAAGAAAGCUCUCAAGCCACUAAAGAACAGAAGGGAGGUGAUGGAAAAAGAAGCAAAAGACCUGAACGAUAAGCUGGGAGACGAAAUCAACAAAAUUGAGAAAACGAUCUCAGAACUAGAUGACGUCUCAUCACUUGAAGAUCAUAUACUUUUCUUACAGAGAUACCCGUCUCUGUCAGAUCAGGAUGACAUGACUGACUGGACGGAUGUUAAACUUGACACCACCCUGUCUUUUGGCUCCAUGAGAGAAACUACAACAACAAUGGUCAAAAAAAUUCAGCAGGAGCUGGAGAAGCUGGAUGCUAUUGAAAUCAAAAGACUUCCAACAUUUUCAGUGAACGUAAAGCUGGACCCAGAGACCGCACACCAAUGCCUCGUACUUUCACCUGAUGGAAAGGAAGUACGAGAUGGAGGAGAAAACCAGGACGUUGCUGAUUCAUCAAAGAGAUUUGACGUGUUGGGUAGCGUGCUGGGACUGAACAGCUUGACUUCUGAGAAGGCUUACUGGGAGGUGGAGGUCAACAACAAGACCGGAUGGGAUCUAGGCGUAACCAGAGGCAGCGCCGACCGUAAAGGGAAACUGACGCUGAGCCCAGAUAAUGGUUACUGGGUUCUGGUACAUUAUGAAGCGGAGAACUACGCCGCCAUGACAGCACCACCCACCCGUGUUUCCCUUGAAGGGAAACCCGAUAAGGUCGGGGUGUUUGUGGACUACGAGGAAGGUUUGGUCUCUUUUUACGAUAUAACAGCGAAGUCUCACAUUUACUCGUUCACAGAGUGUCCGUUCAAAGACGAGCUCCACCCGUAUUUCAGCCCACAUGUGAAACAGGAAGACAUGAACUCUGAGGCUCUGGUUAUUUCUACUGGAAAUUACUUUGAGAAAAUCCCUAAUGUCAAUAUUCUGCUGAAAGAUGUAGCUCAAAAGAUGAAGAGCACAAAAAGCGUUGAGUAUUCCACGGUUGGGGAAGUUGCUUGUGAUAUCUGCACCGAACCAAAGCUGAAGGCUGAGAAGUCCUGCCUGGUGUGUCUCACCUCAUAUUGUGCGCCCCACUUGGAGAAUCAUUAUUCAGCUAAAAGAUUGAAGGGCCACAAGCUGGUGGAACCAGUGAAGAAUUUAGAUGCAAGGGCCUGCCUGACUCAUGGACACUCGCUUGAGCUGUACAGCAGGAAGCAGCAGAAGUGCAUCUGUGUUCGAUGUAUUGAAGGAGGUCAAGAGGAAGUUGUUUCGACAGAAGAGGAAUGCCAAAAGAAGAAGGCUGAACUUGAGUGGACCAAGACGACAUUACAACAAAGAGUUAUGAUGAGAAAAACAAAGAUGGUGGAGAUCAACAAGGCUCUGAAGAGUUGCAAGGAGCAGCUUGAGUGGUGGGACAUUGAGGCAGUGUUCACUGCUGUGAUUGCCAUCGUGGAGGCAGCCAAUGCAAAAGUAGUGAAACCGCUACAAGACAGGAGGCAUGCGCUAGAAAAAGAAGCAAAAGAGCUGAAAGACGAAUUGGAAGCUGAAAUCAACACACUUGAGACGACAAUCGCUGAACUGGACAACAUAUCUGCACUUGAGGAUCACAUCCAUUUCCUACAGAGGUAUCCAUCAAUUUCCAUCCAGGAUGAUAUGAAAAACUGGACUGAUGUAAAACUUGACACUUCACUGGCAUUUGGUUCCGUGAGAGGAACCACAACAACUAUGAUUAAAGAUAUUCAGCAAGAGCUGGAGAAGCUGGUCACCACUGAACUGAAGAGAAUCCAAAAGUUCACAGUGGACAUAAAGCUGGACCCAAAGACCGCACACCGACGUCUCGUACUUUCACCUGAUGGAAAGGAAGUACGAGAUGGAGGAGAAAACCAGGAAGUUACUGAUUCACCGAAGAGAUUCGACGUGUUUGGUAGCGUCCUGGGACUCAACAGCUUGACUUCUGAGAAGGCUUACUGGGAGGUGGAGGUCAACAACAAGACCGGAUGGGAUCUAGGCGUAACCAGAGGCAGCGCCGACCGUAAAGGGAAACUGACGCUGAGCCCAGAUAAGGGUUACUGGGUUCUGGUACAUUAUGAAGCGGAGAACUACGCCGCCAUGACAGUACCACCCACCUGUCUUUUCCUCGAAGGAAAACCCAAUAAGGUGGGGGUGUUUGUGGACUACAAGGAAGGUUUGGUCUCUUUUUAUGAUGCGACAACUCGGUCCCAUAUUUACUCUUUCACUGAGUGUUCAUUCAGAGAUGAGAUCUACCCUUAUUUCAGCCCUCACAAUAAACAGGGUGAGAUGAACUCUGAAGCUUUGAUUAUUUCUACCGGUCAACAUUCAGAAAUGGAUAAUGGACUCAAUUCUUAGUUCAGCUUCAACUUCUUCAUUUCACAACUUCCUGUCACAUCACAUUAACUCAGGCCAAGUCUGAAUUAUCAAUAUGGGCAUUUUUAACAAAGGUAAGACCUGAAUGCAACAAUGUAUGACCUUUCACUUCAACGCAAGUACUUUUCCCUCAUUUACUGGUAGAAAUGUAAAAUUGAAGUAAAGAACAAAAAUUUAAUUUAUAAUGCUAAUUUCUUAAUUUCCCCCAUAACUUUUCAUUAAUCACUGUUUGCAGUGUACUCAGUCAAUAAUGGGUGGACAUAAUGUUGUAGAAAAAUAAUGCAGAAA
Poecilia latipinna (sailfin molly) is the source of this 3460-nucleotide messenger RNA. RefSeq lists its product as uncharacterized. The transcript is spliced from 13 exons. Gene Ontology annotation, molecular function: protein binding. NCBI's taxonomy places the organism in Eukaryota, Metazoa, Chordata, Actinopteri, Cyprinodontiformes, Poeciliidae. The record is from RefSeq and is a predicted model, not a curated record. The coding region runs from base 95 to 3154 and encodes 1019 amino acids.